This is a messenger RNA of Stylonychia lemnae, 2427 nucleotides long. Lineage: Eukaryota; Ciliophora; Spirotrichea; Sporadotrichida; Oxytrichidae. The record is from the annotation of a GenBank genome assembly.
AUGAGUGUUGAUAGCUAAGUAAUUGAAGAUAUUGUCAAUAAAACGAAGGUACCCUAUAUAGCUUCUAUGUUAGACUGUAACCUGUUCAAAUACUUUCCUAAAUUGCAGCUACUUAAAGAUGAAGUUAUGAGUAUCAAUAAAACGAUAUAAAAUAUUACAAUUCAACUGGUUGAGCAAGUUGAGUAAAAAGAUGUCGAUGGCUCAGAUAAAAAUAUCGCUGGGGAUGCUUCUGCAAGAGAAUUAGGAAUUAUUGUACUUCAAAUACAAAGAGAAGUUAGAGAACUAAAAAUGAAUUAAACUUAAUAGCAGUAAUCUAUAAAUCAGAAUUUAGCCCUUAUCAAGGAAUUAGCUUAAAGAUAGCCCUAAAAUACUAAUACUAUAUUAACACAAAUUAUAACAAAUGAACCAACUACUAGCAUAACUUAAAAUAAUACAGAAUUUAAUACGCUUUAGAUACCCAGAUCUCCCACGAAGACUUCAGCUUCAUUAACUAAAUAAAAUUCUGCCAGCACAUAAAAACUCAAUUUUGAUGUUGAUUUUAAAGUUUCCUAACUUUUGUAAGAAGUUAGUGAUAUUCAUUAAAAGUUAGAAAUGGUUGCUACUCAAGAGUAAGUCUAAGUAACUCAGAAUAAAUUCUUAGAAUAUUGUACCCUUACUGAUCUCUAAAGAGUCGUGGGGCAUUUUGAUAAUUUUGCCAAAAGAAAUGAGUUUACUAAGCUUUAAGAUAAGAAUAAGUAAUUUAAGAGUUAGAUAAAAAUGCACUUUAAAUAGUAAGAGGAAUUCAGCGAUACGUUGCAAUUCAUUAGAGAAGAUUUUGCUAAAAAAUUAGACACUAAACUCAGCCUUGAUGCUCACAACAAAAAGAUUGAUGAGGACAUUAAAACUAGAAUUUAGGCUUAAUUUUAAACUCUUAGCCAGGAAGUCAAGUAGAGGACAACUUAAGAAGAGACAUCUAGAUUAUGGAAAAACUUUUAGACUUAUGCUGAAUAUAACGAUCUCAAGGAACUUUAUAAUAAGGUGGUACCAGAAGUUUAAAAGUUUGAAGAGUCUUUAUUAGAUUUGAAUAGAGAAUGUAGAAAAACUUAGGAAAUAGUAAGAAGAUUUGAUGAGGUUAUUCUUGAUAAAGCUUCUAAGUAGAAUAUUAGAGAAUUAUAUAAAAAGCUAGAUGACUAUGUUGAAAGAGAUUUAUUUAUUGAUUAUAAGGCAGACAAUAAUGUAAAAUUCUAGAACUUCAACAACAAAUAAGCUAAGUUAGAGGAAAGUCUAGACUAUCUUGGAAAAAAUAUUAAUAAAGAUAUAAUUUAAGUGGUUAAGAAAGAAAUGACACAGUAGGGGAUAAAGCUUUAAACUGGACUUCAAAAUCCUAAUCCCAUUAAUUUAACAGAAGGGGAACUAAAAGGUUACUUAGAGUCAAAAGCUGACAAAGUAGAUGUCAUUGAAAUUAGAAAUACAAAGUCUAAUAAGUAAGAUACUGAGAACUCUAUUAAGUGGAUCGAACUUCUGCAUAAAUAUAUAAAGAAUGUCUCAGUCUUGUAAACUGAAAUAGCUAAGCAAAUGUAAAGUAGUUCAACAGAGACUGAAUAGCAAAGAAUUUCUAAAGUAGAAUUCUUAAUAGGUCAAUGCUAAAGAAUUAAUAACUGGAUCUUUAAAUUUGACCUAAAUAACAUAGAUGAAUACUUCUAGACUAAUCCAAAUAUAAGUUCUAAACAAGAAAUAUAGCUGCAUUAGAGUUUUAUGGAAAAUGCUUAGGAUUUUCAAGCCAUAGAAAAGUUUUAGACUUCUAGGUUUGAUCAAUAAAGAUUUAGUACAAUUACAGGAAGGACAAAAAAUUCUGAAAUAAGUAAAAAAAUAAGACCUUCAACAAUAUCUCCUCUUAAUCUUAGAAUUUAUUCAAGAAAUUUGAAUCAAACAAUGACUAAUUUCGCUACUUCAUAGAAUUAAACCAAAUUUGAUAGUACCAGAAGGUCUAAAAAUGCAAUUAAUAAUACUACUGAUAAUAUUAAGCCUGAUUCUGAGCUUUAAACCUUGAGAAACUCCUAUGCAAGUAUAAUUAAAGUAAGCUUAACGAAAGCAGGAGGAAAUACCAAUAAAAUUGUUAAUCCUAUUAUGAGGCAUCAAACAAAUGAUUUAUUGACCGAUUAGCAGCUUUAAAAUAGAUUGCUUCUUAAUAACUCCUAACUUAGCUAGUAUAACAAUCAAUCAUAAAUAUCAGGUAAGUCCCCAAGAAUAUAAUUUAAAGGGAAAAAUAAUCUACCAAACUUUAAAGAUCAAAUUAUUUAAAAGGGAGGACAUGUAAUUCUAAUUAAAGGCGAAAAUAAUGACAGCUUUGGUGCUAGAGAUAUCACUACUAGAUAAUUAGAUACAUAAGAUUCUGCUAUUGAUAGAUCUUAAUUCACAAAUAUGAGCUUACCUGGCAUUUACCAAUGA